CAGUUUGGCAGCCACGCAGCCAAUUUUUCUACCUGAAAGCGGUCAUGUGACCUGUUAACUGUCAUUAGCCGUCAACCGUUUUUAGUUUGUCGUUUGGUCGAGUGAGUGGCGUCGCCAUUUGUGUGAAAGUCGUGCGGAUUAUUUUAGUUUUAAUUUGCAAUUUUAGUGCCUCCACAAGUACAAUAAGAUGAAUAACCAGUGAACAUUACUUUAAUCAGUAUUUUUAGUUUUUUGGGUUUUUCCAACUGUGAUAGCGGCGAAAAUGGCGAGCCCCGAGGAAAUCAAGGCGGAAUACACCUCAAGUUUGACCGACUUGACUUUUAACAGUAAACCGCUGAUUAAUGUGCUCACCAUGUUGGCCGAAGAGAACUUACCGAGUGCCAAGAUUAUAGUCGAGGCUAUAGAAGAGCACCUCGCUAAGGUCGGCACAGAAGUGAAACUGCCAAUUUUAUACCUGAUCGACUGUAUAGUGAAGAACGUCGGACAGACUUACACCGCAAUAUUCAGUCAGAAUAUCGUCUCGACUUUCUGCAACGUUUUCAAAAUGGUUGAUGAAAAAACGCGCCUGGAAAUGUUUAAGUUACGUCAAACCUGGAACGACGUAUUCCCCCUCAUGAAACUCUACGCCAUCGACGUGCAGAUUCAUCAAAUAGAUCCCGCCUGGCCAGUCACAGCUUUACCUUCCAAUAGUAUCCACCUCAAUCCGAAAUUUUUAAAAAACACUCCGACGACUUCAAAAGCCAAAAUGCCAACCGGUACCACCGAUACCGUGUCGGCCGCGUUGCCGACAGUAACCCCGGUGGUACCCACGUUGGUAGCGGCCGAUAUCGAUAAAGAAACCCUGCAGAUGCAAGAGCAACUGAUCAAAAAGCAAAAGGAACUGUUGGAGCUACAGAAGAAAACGUUGGAGUUGGAGGUGUUGCAGACGCAGGUGAAGUUACAGGAGCAGAUGAAGGCCGGCGGGGUACCGCCCAUUAGCACGAAUAUCCUGUUAAAACCGGAAGUUGCCAAGCAGCUGAUUCCCGAGGGCAUGGUGAAAACUAGACCGGCAGGAAUCGCGACAGCGAUGAACCAAAGAAUGAGCCAACAGCCGAGAAUCAACCCGGUGAAUCCCGCAUUGGCCGCAGCCGUACGCCCGAUCCGAGAUCCCCGGCUGUUACGGCAACAGCGCCAACAGCAACAGCCGAAACCGGCGAGCACGGCGAUCGUCGUCACUCCCGGAUCGUCUGUAGCUACAACUGCUAGUCAAAAAAUAACUGAAAACAAUAAUAAAAAUGUAACGAGUAAAGUGAGUAGUAGUGUUCCUAAAGAUCCCCGUUUAACAUCGUCUAAUAAUAAAAAGUCGAGACAUCACAAGUCUAAUCGCGUUUCGUCGCCGUUACCUCCUCAGGCGCCGGAAAUUGGGCCGGUGGUGCUGGCGGUGGAUCAGCCGAAAAUCGCCGCUAGAACCUCCGACGACGGUUCGUCGUUACAUUCGAGUUCUAGCGGCAGUUUGACCGGCUCCUCGACCGACACCCUCGGUAAGUCGUCGAGUAGGCGCAAUAGACGCGAUAAAAGGCGAGAGAAGGAUAGCAAACGGUCUCAAGACGGCUUCGACGAGGUCGGGGUGGGGGGUAAGCGCGAGAGGUUGACCAAAAAGGCGGAUUUCGUUGAGAAUAGCCGUAAAAAAGAGGGAGGCGUCGACGCAUUUAAGGGUAACGAUAGUGGGUUUAAAAGUGUCAAAAACAAGAAUAGGAAUUAUAUGAGAAGGAAUUUGAAUGAUAGUCCUGUUGUGGUGCAGGACGAGGAUUUUAGGGAGGCGCAACAGCAGCAGCAGCAGCAGGAGAAGGACGGCUCUAGGGAGAACUCGCCAAGGAUGAAAAAUUCCCCAGACAGAACCUCCAAUAACACCUCAUCCAUGGACAUUGACUUAAGGCAACUACCCCCCGCGACAAGCAAAAAACGCGCCUCCACCGAAUCUUCGGACCAACCCUCUAAAAAGAGUAAAAGUUUCGAUGUGUUAUUUGGUAACGAAGACACCGACUUACGGCAACUCCCGCAGACGGCAAACAGGCCUCCGACCCCACCUCCCCCCAUAAUAUCGUCGGACAAGAAGAGUCCGAUUUCGGAACCUGUUGCGGAAAAGGGUCAGAGUCCGUCGAAAAGGAACGAUUUUGAUGCGAUUAGGGCCAAAUUGGCCAACGCCACCAAUAGGGAUAAAGUCUUAAGCAAAUCAUUCCACAAAAACAAACUACAACCGACCACGGACCAAGACUUACGCCCCAAACACCAACCGAAAAUCACCAUUUCACCGGAAGAGGAAAAAGUGAUCAACUCGGGCCACAUGACCAACGAGCAAGGCAAACACUUACUGAGCAAAAUCUUCAUGCAAAUCGAAAAGGACAAACUGAGAGAAGCGAAACAAAAGGACGUUGACAUCUCCUUGCAGAGCAUCAGCGAUGACGAAUUAGAUGUCUCAGUAGCGGAGUCGAAAGAGUCUCCGUCCGCAAGACAAAUCCCACCGCCUCCGAUGCCUUUCAACGACAAAGACGAGCGGCUGAACAUCCACCCGAUCAUAAUUCCCCAAUCGGAGGAUAACGGGGGGCAGUUUUACCCCCGAAGGGGCCAAUUUAGGCCCGCGAGGGACAACUGGAGAGGCAGAAUGAGAUCGCAAGUUCCACAACCCCCACGACCCUCGGUGAGACCUUGGCUACAUCAGCAACAGCCAAGAUGGCGCGGACCUUUUCCGCAACCCCAAAGACCCCCCGUGGAUUUCGUCGUUAUCGAUGACGACUCGUCCAGGAGCCCCGGGCCUGAGAACCAGGAACUCACCUUGCAACAGGACGAAAAUAAAACGAUCAGUAUCGACGGGAUCCCGAGGGAUAUCCGGAUCUACGACGACACGGCUGUGAUCUUUUUGAACUACGAUGACCCUCGGGAGAUUUCGUUUCAGAGUGGGGUGCGCAGGGUGAUCUUUAACAACAAGGAGAGUUACGCCCUCAGUUUCGGUGAUGACUAUAAAGACUGUUUGGUGAACGGGUAUAAUUUUAAAGUGAAACUGGGGAUGCCCAGCAGGGAGAUUUUCAUCAACGAAAUGGGGUUCGAGUGCUUUUUCGGGGGGCUCCCGAUCCACGUGGUGGUAAACGGGAUCAACCUCAAAGUGGCUCUGGAAGGGCCGUUGCCGCAAGUGAAAAUAUCCGAAGAAAAACGCACCGAUUUAGUCGUGGGCAAAAUCAAUUUGUUCCUGAACGCCCAAUUAAUGAUUCCGGUAUUUUUGGACGGGAAGGUGCAAAAGAUCGUGGUGGAAAACGAGUCGUGCACCCUCAAGUUCGUCGACGCAUUAAAGCGGGUCUUGAUAAACGACGUCCCCUUUGAGGUGGAGUUCGGGGGACUUCCGAAGCCUUUCGUGAUAAACGGCAAGAGACACUACAUCAGGUUCAGUGUGCUGCCAAAAGGAGUGAAACCGGGAUACGUGAGGAUCAAGGAUAUGGAGGGUGAGGUCGGUCUGAGUCCGCCGAGGGAAGAAAACGCGGAGGAGGUGCACGAGGUGGAACCGCUGAGGCCGGAGGUGCAAAAGGUGAGGGUCGGUUCGCCGGAUAAUCGAAGCAGUUCGCCCACCUCGCAACCGAUACUGAAGAACUUUGAGGCCUUAUCUAACAGUCUAUCCCAGACUUUGGCUUCGGUGCCCACCACCGGGGGCUACCAAGUGCAAUUACCAACAUUACCGCUCACCACCAUCCAGGGUGCCACCCAAAAUCUGCCCGUUAUACCACCGCUUAACAUCAACGACUUAUUCCAGAAAUUGGUGGCGUCCGGUUUCGUGAAAACUCAGGAGAACAGCAAUUCCGGAGUGUCGGUAGUUGGCAGUGAGAGCUCUACUGUUAAACCUACUGGUUCACAAUCGCUCAGCACCACGGUAGCAAAGAAACCCGUUUCGGAACCACCCCAAGACCCUAACGCGGGCAAAAGACGACCCCUGCAAGAAAUUUUAAAGCCGGUUACAUUUUCGAGGCCAGAAACAUUAAAGAUGCGACAGGGUUUGCUUUAUGUGACUUUGUACAACGGGAUGCAGUGUUCGAGUUGCGGCAUGCGAUUCCCCCCGGAGGCGAGCAUGUGGUACAGUCAGCACUUGGAUUGGCAUUUUAGGCAAAACAGACGGGGCAAGAAGAACGCCAGGGUUGCGAACAGUAGAAAAUGGUACUUUUCGUUGGCUGAUUGGAAGAAUUACGAGGAACUGGAAGAUUUAGAGGAGAGAGAGAAAAAUUACUUUGAUCAGCAACAGCUGCAAGCGGAAAUUGCCGAAGAAGCCGAGGAGGAAGCGGAAAUACCAACGGUUCCGGCCGAUCCCGGAAGUACUAACGAGAGCUGCCACGUGUGCAGGGAGUCGUUUGAGCAGUUUUUUAACGAGGAAAAGGAAGAAUGGCAUCUGCGAAACGCCAUCAGGAUGGACGAGAAAACUUAUCAUCCUGUAUGCUAUGAAGACUAUCAGAAGUCGAUCCUAGAAGGUACCUUAAACGAAAGCAAAACAGAAGAACCGGCUCAGAAAGAAUUGAUUCCCGGUUUGGAGAUUAUUCUGGACGACGAUGACGACGAUGAAGAGCCCUUGGGUACACCAGAAGACAUCGUUUCUUUGGUCGACGACGAUGAAGAGGUGAACGUGCCCGAAGACGCUCCCAGUCCAUCCAAAGAUGAAGAUGUACCGGAAGAGGAGGGAGAAGACGACGACGUGAUUCUAAACGAAGAGGCGCCGAUUAAAAUCGUGGUGGACGACGACGACGACGAACUUGUCGAUCUGGAGAACUCGAAUCCGUCGGUGACGUCGGUCAAAAAGGAAAAAGUGCCGCAGUUCGACGACGGUUUCAUGGAUGUCGGCGAAGUGGUCACCCUGGCGGGAGUCGGACAAGUCAAGAUUAAAAGUGAACCUGUCGACGACGAACAAAAAUCCCUAAACACCUCCACUACGUCGGAACCGGAAACCCCAGGAAUACACGACACCCUACAAAAAACCCCAGAGGCGGAAAUCACCCUCGAUUUAACUCCACCGGACCAGCAACCGUCGCACACCGAGCUGAUCACCUCGAUAGACGGCAACAUCGAACUGCUCGCCACCCCGUCCAACAUUCCCACCACGAUCUCAUCCGGAAACAAAAUCAAAAUAAACAUUUCGAAACCGUUACCAGCGAUCGUCGUCCCUAAGGAAACGACCGAAGUGGUACCGGAAGAGGUUCUCCCGAUGCCGGAACCGGAAAUUACCGGGUACAAACCGGCGUUGGAAAAUGUGCCCUUAAGGAAACUACCCCCGGUGCAAAAGGGGGAAGAGCAGACGGGCAUGUGCUCGAUUAUGUGACUGUUUUAUUAUUGUAUUUAUACUUCCCCCUGUACAUAUAAAUGUGUAAAUAGCGAUGAUUGUAUCAGCCAGAAUUUGUAUAUAAAGACUAUUUAUUACGAGUAUCACACGAAUGUUUUUAAUUAUUGUUCUUUUUGUUGCAACGAGUUGUUGAAUAAAACGUUUUUUAUUA
Messenger RNA from Anthonomus grandis grandis, 5498 nucleotides. RefSeq names its product pre-mRNA cleavage complex 2 protein Pcf11 (gene Pcf11). The record is from RefSeq and is a predicted model, not a curated record. Gene Ontology annotation, biological process: termination of RNA polymerase II transcription. Lineage: Eukaryota; Metazoa; Arthropoda; Insecta; Coleoptera; Curculionidae. Gene Ontology annotation, molecular function: mRNA binding; RNA polymerase II complex binding. Gene Ontology annotation, cellular component: cytoplasm; mRNA cleavage factor complex. The coding region runs from base 263 to 5326 and encodes 1687 amino acids. The transcript is spliced from 17 exons.